Racocetra fulgida is the source of this 619-nucleotide messenger RNA. Lineage: Eukaryota; Fungi; Glomeromycota; Glomeromycetes; Diversisporales; Gigasporaceae. The record is from the annotation of a GenBank genome assembly.
AUGAAGACCUCACUUGUUGUUUUCGUAGUUGUUCUUGCUUUCGUAGUUUUGGAUCUUAUCGAAGCCUUGCCUGCAGCUUUACCCCAGGGCAAGGGCAAAUUUCCUCCUAGUGGUAAGAGUUUCGGUAAGGGUUCCGGUAAGGGAUUCCCGCAAAACCCUCCCCCGAAAAACCCUCCCCAGAAUAACCCUCCCCAGAAUAACCCUCCCCAGGGUUUUGACGGGAAUAAAAAUCCAAAAAAUCCCAAUCAAGGAUUUUGUGCUCAAAGUGGUCUUGAACUCACUGGUGGCAAACAACGAAAACAAGCAGGACAAAAAAGUUGCGCUGAUACUCAACUAGGUGAAAUUCCAGACUAUUACGCAAAGUCUCAAGAACUUAAUGCACAAGGACUUAUUAAUGGGCAUUCCCACAUUACUGUUCAAAAAUUUUUCGAUAAUGUACCUCCAAAUCCUCAAAACCCUGCCUUUUUCAAGGGAUUAAAUGAUCCUGCUAAAAAUGGCGUAUUGUCCGUUACUGUUGAUGCUUUGCCUCCAGGACAAUACAGAAUCUGUACAAUGAACAGUUCUCGCGGUCAUCAAGGUGUGAUCAUGCCUGUCGCUAACCGAGGUGCUCAAGAUGACU